This is a messenger RNA of Vidua macroura (Pin-tailed whydah), 3148 nucleotides long. RefSeq names its product histone H1.01. Lineage: Eukaryota; Metazoa; Chordata; Aves; Passeriformes; Viduidae. The transcript has 3 exons. The record is from RefSeq and is a predicted model, not a curated record. Gene Ontology annotation, cellular component: nucleosome. The coding region runs from base 21 to 680 and encodes 219 amino acids. Gene Ontology annotation, biological process: nucleosome assembly. Gene Ontology annotation, molecular function: DNA binding; structural constituent of chromatin.
CCGCAGAGGAAGUCGUCGCGAUGUCCGAGACCGCUCCCACUGCCGCCCCCGAUGCGCCCGCGCCCGGCGCCAAGGCGGCCGCCAAGAAGCCGAAGAAGGCGGCGAGCGGCUCCAAAGCCCGCAAGCCCGCGGGGCCCAGCGUCACCGAGCUGAUCACCAAGGCCGUGUCCGCCUCCAAGGAGCGCAAGGGGCUCUCCCUCGCCGCGCUCAAGAAGGCGCUGGCCGCCGGCGGCUACGAUGUGGAGAAGAACAACAGCCGCAUCAAGCUGGGGCUCAAGAGCCUCGUCAGCAAGGGCACCCUGGUGCAGACCAAGGGCACCGGCGCCUCCGGCUCCUUCCGUCUCAACAAGAAACCCGGGGAAGUGAAAGAAAAAGCCCCCAAGAAAAGGGCGCCUGCAGCUAAGCCCAAGAAGCCGGCGGCGAAGAAGCCCGCCAGCGCUGCCAAGAAGCCCAAGAAAGCUGCGGCGGUGAAGAAGAGCCCUAAGAAGGCGAAAAAGCCGGCGGCUGCAGCGGCCAAAAAAGCGGCCAAGAGCCCCAAGAAAGCCGCAAAGGCAGGCCGCCCCAAGAAGGCAGCGAAGAGCCCGGCUAAGGCAAAGGCGGUGAAGCCCAAAGCAGCCAAGCCUAAGGCAGCCAAACCCAAAGCGGCUAAGGCGAAGAAGGCGGCGCCCAAGAAGAAGUAAAUUGUACCAGAAGAGUUUUGUUCUACAUAUUCUGUUAUCCAACGGCUCUUUUAAGAGCCACCCACGCUUUCCCUAAAGGAGCUGAUGCACCGAAGUCGUCCGUAAUCUGCAGCAAGGGUCCAGCAAUUCUAACUUGCCUAGCUUCUCCCCAUGACUGCUUUGGGUUCUCCUUUCAAAGCAGUCCUCUUUGCAGUCUUAAAGACACCCUACCCAGAUGUCAUCACCCAGUACUAGUAAGAGGUCAUGGUGUUCAAAUAGAUCAUCCUGGUAGAGCAGGUAUUAUUGCUGCAGCCACCAAACCAUGAUGGAAUUAAGCAGAUGCCCCCUGAAAUAGUUUUCCUGCCCUAGGUUCCUCUUUGAAGGUGAGUUUCCAGUUCACUGAGUAAAAAGUUUUUUUAUCCAGUGUGCAGAGCAGAUAGAGCUGGGUGCCUCCAAAGAGGAACCCCCUACACCAGAUUGCAACCCAAAUUACAUCUGUGCCACCCAUCAUCCAAUCCCCAAAUCCAGUAAUUUAAUUCUUGGUGCUGGUCCCUUGAUGUCAUAUUGAUUUUUUUGGUCACUGGGCUGGCCUCCUUUUGAAGAUAUUUCAUUCUUGGGAUUGGUUCCUUGGUCCAUGUUCAUUCUGCUUCUGUCUUGCCAGUUUCAGCUUGUUCAGUGUUUGUGACACCAUUUUUAUGAAAAAGUUUACACUCUCAUCAGCUCAUGUGCCCAAGGGCUCCAACUUGCUGGUCUUCCAUUGCAAAGCAAAGUUAUUAAUCCCAACAAUCCUCAAUACUGAGAAGUGUUUCAACACAUAAUCUAUAAACAGGCCCUGCACGUUGUCUUUUAAUCUACCUCCAUGUUUACCUUCAAAAUACCUCUUAAUUCACAGCAUCUGAAAUAUGGGGAAUAUUUACACUUUGUAAUACAACCAUUUUGGUAAAAAUAUUUUUUUAUAUCAGCAAUUUUUUUGUAUCUCAGAUGAUCAGUCACAUUACAGCUUAGUAAAUAACCAGCAAAAAAAGAACACUGAAGAACAAUAAAACCAGUUACAAAAAAUGUCCCUGUUUUAUUUUUAAUAGAUUAAUAAAAUUAUUAUCAUUCCUGGAAUAAUGUAUAUCUUCUCUAGAUGACCAUCCCUGCAGUAAAAUUUAUGUUUAUUCAUCAUCAUGUUUAAAAAAGAAAACACCUGCUCUUUUAUUUCUGCCAAAGUGAAAUACACCAGCUGGGCAAACAAAUAUUUGUAUUCUCUAGUUAACUGACUGAACAGUGAAUCAGAAAUGAGAAAUAGAUGCCAUACACCUGGACCAAAACCUGAAAAAAUCACAGACUGUCUGUAGGAAUUUUUUGCUACUUCCUGGGAUUUUGUGGGUUUUUUGGAGGGUUUUUGGUGGGGUGCUUUUUUUUUUGAUUUUUUUUUUUAAUGUUUGUUUUGUUUUUAUUAAUGACAUAAACCAGUAUCUGUUCUCAAACCUGGAUUUAUUUUCUUUAAUGGACGCAGAAUGCAAUUACCUGACACCCAAGACAAUUUAUUGCAAUGUUAGUUUCCCAGAGGCUUUAUUUCCCAUUUUAAAUAGAAGACAUUCUAUUUUAAAAUAAUUACAGUUGCAGGAGAAUUUAUUGACUGCAGCUAGGGAAAAAUAUUUGGUUUUACACACACCUUGAUGUAAUGUUUUCUGCCAGUGAAGUAAAUCAGCUGAGGUUAGAUGGUAAAUGAAAAAAAUUGAGACUUUGGGUUCCAAAUAACUGGUGUAAGGGUUGUGCCAUUCAGAGAACAGCACAGCUCAAGACAUGACACAAAUCUCACUGGAGGAGAGGGCUGAAAGUAGAUGGGAAUGUAGCUGGGAACUUCUCCCUUCCCAACUCACACACCUAUGAGGAAGGAAGAAGCAUUACAAUGAGCAGAGGCAGCUCUUUCCUCAAGGACUGGGGUCACAGAACCAGAGGCCUGUGUAGGUGGAAAGGGUGGUUUCAGUUAGAUUUCCUUCAUGCCUACAAAGAACCAAAAUAUUUGACCGUAACCCUAUCAAAGUGGGUGUCUCAAAAGCAUUCCUUGUCAAAAAUCAUAGAAGGUAUUAAUCAAAAAAGUUCAUCCUUUCAUUUUUAUCACUGAAAAUCUCAGAAAGCAAUUAUGAGCAUAAUUAAUUUUACAACUAGAAAACAAGUAGAUUUAAAAGAGUUACAGAACAGAUGGGAAUUUUAAUCCCACAUAAAAACCCACAUGAAACCUUUUUGUAUUGCGCUCCUGCUUAUAUUUCAUGUAGGUAUUUUUACUUGCAAAGGUCGUAGGAAAAUGGAUGAAGUAAUUCCUGAAAUAAGAAGAGAGCACACAGUGUUACAUCUGAUGUCUGAAUUUCUAAUAGAUGAAAGGAUAUUGAUCUCCUUUUUUGCAGUAUCAGAGCUGUGAAGAAAUGCACACAUCUCUGGUAUGCAUCCUCUUUUCUUUUUGUAGCAAAUAGAAGCCACCUCAACAAUAAAUAGUCUGAACA